AUGGGGGGCCUACAAGCUGCAAAUGCCGCCCGACGCGCUGAACUUGCUGGUCCGGCUGGGAUUCGAGGGUUAAUGCAGAACCCUCGCUUGUUUAGGCUGGCUAUUAUCACCACACUUGGUGCAUUGUGUUAUGGCUAUGAGCAGGGUGCCUACUCCCAGGUUCUUGUCAUGGAUGCAUUUGUCAACGACAGGAGAUUCGCUCGCAUUGCGAACGACUCCUCAUUCAAGGGUUGGAGUGUUUCGACACUCGGUCUUGGUGGUUGGGCAGGAGCUUUAUCGAAUGGAUACUUAUGCGACAUUAUAUCUCGACGGUGGACACUUUUUGUGGGGGCUAUGAUUUGCCUGUUGGGGACGGCUUUGACGACCGGAGCACAAAAUGCGGCUUGGAUGUUCGUGGGGAGAUUCUUUAUCGGCUGGGCAGUGGGAAGUCUUUCUGCAGCCGUUCCAUUGUACAAUUCGGAGAUUUCACCACCAGAGCUACGUGGCACUGUUGUCUCCAUCCAGCAAUUAGCGAUUGUGACUGGCAUCUGCAUAUCAUUCUGGGUCGGAUUUGGCACCAACUUCAUCUCAGAGACGAACUCCGCCUCGUGGCGCGUCUGUCUCGCCGGUCAGGGAGUCCCCUCGUUGGCGUUGGCGCUGCUUAGCUUCACGCUUCCCUACACGCCACGAUGGCUCAUUCGGAGAGGGCGCAAUGAAGAGGCGUUGAGCACGUUAGCAUGGUUAAGGAAGAUGCCAGAGGACUCUGAGAUAGUCCAAUUGGAGUAUACCGAGAUUCAAGCAGAGGCGCUGUUUGAGGCGGAGACCACAGCUGAACGAUUCCCUGGUCUCACGAGCAAAGACGCAUGGACACAGUUCAAGCUCCAGAUCGCGCAAUUUGGGGAGUUAUUCACGACCAUUCAUAUGUUCCGACGAACAGCAGUCGCGUGUCUCACGCAGUUCUUCCAACAAAUGUCUGGCAUUGAUGCCAUUGUCUACUAUGCUCCAUCAAUCUUCUCCUCGCUCGGUUUACCGGGGAAAACAGUUUCUCUACUCGCAGCAGGUGUCAUUGGUGUUGUAUUCAUCAUAUCCACACUCCCGGCAAUCGCUACCAUCGACCGAGUGGGUCGCCGUCCGCUGCUUAUCAUCGGAGGUAGCGGAAUGGCCCUCAUGUUGAUUCUGGUUGCGGCAUUAACGGCCACGUACCAACCGGAUUGGAACAACUCCGCUGCGGGGUGGACGACAGCGACGUUUAUAUGGAUUUAUGUCGCGUUCUUUGGCACUUCAUGGGGUCCGGUUUCAUGGACGGUCAUCUCAGAAGUCUUCCCUUUGUCGACUCGGGCUCACGGAGUUGCGCUGGGUGCUUCUGCGAAUUGGAUGACCAACUUUGUGGUCGGAAUAGUUGUUCCCGAUAUGCUCAAGGCCAUUACCUAUGGCACCUAUCUAUUCUUCCUCAUGUUCAUGUUGAUGGGGAUUGCCUUUGCUUAUUGGGUACUUCCAGAGACGUUCGGAAAGUCACUCGAAGAGAUGGACCUCGCAUUCGGCUCUGGCGAAGGACAAGAAGACAUGGCUCGCAUGGAGCGCAUUCUGCUGGCGUUGAGUAACAAGGAGAAAAAGCAUCCGCGGGAGUCCGAUGAUGUGGGAAGCUCAAAAGCCGAGGCCUAA
Mycena indigotica is the source of this 1641-nucleotide messenger RNA. RefSeq names its product Hexose transport-related protein. Bases 1 to 1641 code for a protein of 546 amino acids. The record is from RefSeq and is a predicted model, not a curated record. Gene Ontology annotation, cellular component: membrane. Lineage: Eukaryota; Fungi; Basidiomycota; Agaricomycetes; Agaricales; Mycenaceae. Gene Ontology annotation, biological process: carbohydrate transport; transmembrane transport. The transcript has 16 exons. Gene Ontology annotation, molecular function: carbohydrate:proton symporter activity.